AUGGCUUCUACUGAGGGUCUGGUGCCCAUAACUAGGGCCUUUCUGGCGUCUUAUUACGACAAACACCCUUUUACUCCUCUAUCUGCCGAUGUCUCCCGACUUUCCUCUCAGAUUCGUUCAAUGGCUGAUGAUUUGCUCAGUCAACAUCCUCCUAUCCAAGGAGAAAGCGUCUUAAUAGAUGAAGCUGACAGGCUACCUCCGCAUAAAAUUGAUGAAAACAUGUGGAAGAACCGAGAGUAUAUUGAAGAAACAAUUUUUUUACUUGAAAGUUCUAAUUGGCCGGAAGUGCUGAAGCAGCAGUCAGCACCUGACAGUGAUGAGUUUGCCGUUACACUUGGGCAGCUGAAAGAUAAACUUCAUAAUACAUUGAAGGCUUUGGAAUCUUUCCAAAUUAAAAAUGCUGAACAUGUAUUUAACACAGUUAUGACUUAUUUACCUCAAGAUUUUCGAGGAACACUAAUUAGACAACAACGGGAGCGGUCAGAGAGGAAUAAGCAAGCAGAGGUGGACACUUUGGUAAAUUCUGGUGGUAGCAUACAUGACCGAUAUGCUUUACUGUGGAAACAACAAAUGGACCGGAGAAGGCAAUUAGCCCAGCUUGGCUCUGCAACAGGAGUAUAUAAAACACUUGUAAAGUACCUUGUUGGGGUACCUCAGGUAUUACUUGAUUUCACUCGCCAGAUAAAUGAUGACGAUGGGCCCAUGGAGGAACAACGCCAUCGAUAUGGACCACCGUUAUAUACCCUCACCUCGAUGAUUCUUUCUGUUCGACUCUUCCUUUCAAUAUCAUGGGCACGAUAUGAUACUAAGAAGUUGUGA
Molecule: messenger RNA, 819 nt
Organism: Sphenostylis stenocarpa
Lineage: Eukaryota; Viridiplantae; Streptophyta; Magnoliopsida; Fabales; Fabaceae
Source: the annotation of a GenBank genome assembly